Pelmatolapia mariae (spotted tilapia) is the source of this 3515-nucleotide messenger RNA. Its product is annotated as inositol polyphosphate-5-phosphatase A-like. Gene Ontology annotation, molecular function: inositol-polyphosphate 5-phosphatase activity. The transcript is spliced from 16 exons. The coding region runs from base 466 to 1710 and encodes 414 amino acids. Gene Ontology annotation, biological process: phosphatidylinositol dephosphorylation. NCBI's taxonomy places the organism in Eukaryota, Metazoa, Chordata, Actinopteri, Cichliformes, Cichlidae. The record is from RefSeq and is a predicted model, not a curated record.
CAGUGAAGGCAAUGGUCCUGGCAAAGCGUCCUGCCUUAGGAGGGAGACUUUUACACUGCACAAAAGCCAGGGAAACACUCGUCGCUGGAAUGAACCAGAGCCCUCCUGCACUCGCCGUGGAUUAAAACCGAAACUUUUACGAUGGCUCUGAACGUGAAAAAGUAGCGCGAGAAGCAGCACGCUAAACCGCCACCGCCGCCACCACCACCAACGGACCUUCUACUGCAAAGCAACUCCUAGUAGAUGUACGGCCACUGCUGAAAAAUAUGCUCCAGCCAAGCAGCCUCAACCCGGGCUCCAGUCGCAAAUUCGCAGUGUUUUAACCAGUUUCGUGUGACAUUCACGGGCCUCUUCUUCACGUUGUUGUUGUUGUUGUUUUUUUAAAGGUUCUUACCUUUAAAGUCCGCUAUACAAGUCCACAACCCACCUGAGAGAGAGAGAGAAAUAAGAGAGAGAGAGAGAAUUAUGGCAGGGAAGCUGACAGCAGCGCAAGGCACAGGAAUACUGCUGGUGACAGCCAACGUUGGAUCCCUGUUCGAGGAUCUUGAAAAUCUACAGAAGACAUGGCUGAGGGAGUUUUACCAGACAGUACAGUCGCAUAAGCCUCACUUCUUGGCACUGCAUUGUCAGGAGGUGGGUGGGAAGAAUUUCGAGGAGUCCAUGUCACACGUGGAUAAUUUUGUGAAAGAGCUGUUGUCCAGCGAUGCCUUGAAGGAAUACAGCAGAGCCCGCGUCUACCUCGAUGAGAACUACAGAUCCCAGGAGCAUUUCACAGCUCUUGGAAGUUUAUACUUUAUCCACGACUCUUUGAAAAACAUCCAACAGUUUGAUUUCAAAGCCAAGAAAUUUAGAAAGGUGGUCGGGAAGGAAACCUGCUCAGAGACACUAGAAAGCACACCCACACUGGAGAAGGCGAAGUUUCCACAGGACUACUUUCCCGAGUGCAAGUGGUCCAGAAAGGGAUUCAUCAGAACUCGAUGGGCCAUGGCUGACUGUGCUUUUGAUCUGGUCAACAUCCACCUUUUCCAUGAUGCUUCCAACCUUGUGGCCUGGGAGAAAAGCCCAUCAGAGUACUCUGGGACCAGGCAGAAGGCACUGGCCUACGUUUUAGACAGGAUCACGGACCAGCGGUAUGAGAAGCUGCCAUUUUUUGUCUUCGGUGACUUUAACUUCAGGUUGGACUCCAAGAAAGUUAUUGAGAAACUCUGCUCUGAUGCCACCAUGCAGACAAUCAGAACCGACAACAAUGAAAUUCACAAGCUAGUAUUUCAAGAAACUGAUAAUGACCGAAAGGUUAUUCUUCAAAUUGAAAAGAAGCUUUUUAAUUAUGUCAACCAGGAAGUAUUCCGGGAAGACAAUGGGACCUCACUUUUAGAGUUUGAUAAUGAGCUGUCAGUGUUCAAAGAACGUCUGCAUGAACAAGAGAUCGGUUUCCCGCCAAGUUAUCCGUACAGUGAAGACAGCAGUCAGGGGAAGCAGUACAUGAAUACCAGAUGCCCCGCCUGGUGUGACCGAAUCCUGAUGUCUCCCUCUGCCAGAGACAUGUUGCUAAAGCCUGAAAAUGAAGAGAAGUCUAUAGUCUAUGAUAACAUUGGGCCCAAUGUCUGCAUGGGGGACCACAAGCCUGUCUUCCUGUCCUUCCGAAUAACAGCGGGGGCAGGGAAGUGUUGCCAAAGGGGGGAGAACAUAUUCCGUGAAGCGCCUCUGUGAGAACACCCGAGAAACAAACAGGACACCGCACACACACGCACAAAAACACACCCACACACACACUUUGCACAAGCAUACACUGAAGAACCUAGACAGACUUUGUUUCAGCAGUGCUGACCAGUUGCAGUAAUCCGGACGCCUCAUCCAUACGAAAACCCCGACCCGGUUUCUUCCCACGAAACACUCGCCGAGAUCUGGACGAGCCACCCGAGGGCCCGGCUUCCAGACGAGAUACACAUCGCUGACCUCAUCGUUGCCAUGCAACCCUCCCCCAUUCCCCAGAGAAAAGGACAACCAGACGGACGGACGGACAACUCUCUUCCAUGCCACAGCCUCAUUGCCAAAACUCUAAUUGAACACAGUCCUACUACAUCCUUUUAGACACCGUACUUGGCAUUUUUAGGUAUGCCUCUAUGUAUAGAAGCUACUUUCCAUACAGUAUGUAAGGUGUUUUAAAAAACAAAAAAGAAAAGUGCAAUGCAAAAAAAAGUUGUGUAUCUAUAUUGUUAGGUUUAUUUGUACAUCGGACAGUAUAACAUAGACUCGUUGAUGGUUUUAGUGCCGUUCUCUUCUCUGACCAUACUUUGCGGUCCCUUUGUUGGAAUAGAUAGAACUUCUAAGUUUAUUUCAACAGUUUCUAUAUAAAUACAUAUAUAUAUUGUUUUUUUUUCUUUUGUUUCAUUUUGUUUUUUUGAGUUGUUCUUGUUGUUGUGUGCACAACACACGGCCAUGCCUGACACAUCAGUUGAGUCUUGUUUUAUAUACUGUACUUUUUAAAGAGAUAAUUUAUAAUUCUUACCAAAAUGUUUAUGCUGGAGUGCGUGCGCAGACACAGCGCGGCCGUGUCGGUGUUCCCACAGCCACGCUGACCUUUGAAUAAGUCCGUACAACAAGAGAGGAGUGAUUUAUUGCCUAUCCAAGAAUGUUUUAAGCAGUGCCAUAGACCAUGCAGGUAUAUAUAUAUAUGUAUAUAUAUAUAUAUAUAUAUAUAUAUAUAUAUAUACAUAUAUAUACAUAUAUAAAAAGAUAAUGUUUCAUAUAUAGCACUCUCACAUUAUGUCAUUCUUAUUCUUACUCUAACUUAUUUCUAUAAUAUUAUGGUUCUGAAUGUGAUAUUUUAGGUAGGUUUGGGUGUCUUUAAAAUGUAAACUGUCUUUUUUUGUUUUUUGUCUAUUUUUGUUACUGCAUUAUGGUGCCAAGUAUCCUAAACAGGAAUGAAGUGUGUCAGAAAUACUUAAGAUAAAUGAGAGAAACUCUAAAAGCAGGGGAGGGGCGUGGGGCAAAGCAGGGAGUCUCGCUAUUUGUAAUUGUUCAGUAUGUAGCCUUCAGCAGCCUCCUUUGCAAAUAAUUGGAGCAUUAGAGGUGAUGGGAGACUUCUUCUUCUUUUCUUUUUUUUAUCAUCGAUUUCAUGUACUACACUACAGGUUUCAGACGCAGUGAAGCCAUCAGAUUGAUCCUCCCUUAUUAUUAUUAUUUUUUCUCCAUCUAAAUCAAACACCAAGUGGAACUGUUUUUGUGCCUGCUGCAGAAUUUAUGUCAUCUUUUGUGAUUUGGUCCAUAAGGCAGAAUGUUUAUAAAAGUUUAAAAAAAACUAAACAAAAAAAGUAAAUGAAACCCUGCUUGUUUUUGUUCCAGCUGCUCAUUGUGAGUAUACUGUAGGAUUAUAAGCUGCAGUUAUUAUUUUUUCCCUUCACUCCAUCCUAUAAAAGCAGAUAGAGAUUUUAUUCCAGCCCCCUUUCAGGACGGCCUGGCCUCUACUGUAGGUGAUGCAGUUCUCAAAAGCAAUAAAACCCAUUAGAGCUCAA